This is a messenger RNA of Cyprinodon variegatus (sheepshead minnow), 2074 nucleotides long. It is a transcript of the gene sdha, whose product is annotated as succinate dehydrogenase complex subunit A, flavoprotein (Fp). The coding region runs from base 26 to 2017 and encodes 663 amino acids. The record is from RefSeq and is a predicted model, not a curated record. Lineage: Eukaryota; Metazoa; Chordata; Actinopteri; Cyprinodontiformes; Cyprinodontidae. Gene Ontology annotation, biological process: tricarboxylic acid cycle; mitochondrial electron transport, succinate to ubiquinone. Gene Ontology annotation, molecular function: succinate dehydrogenase (quinone) activity; flavin adenine dinucleotide binding; electron transfer activity. The transcript is spliced from 15 exons.
AGGAACCAGUCAUACUUCAACCAACAUGGCGACCGUACGCGCUGCGUCCUGUCUUCUCUCCAAGCGGGUGCUCUCUAACUCGAAAGCGGUUCCCGCCGCUGCCGUUCAGGGCUACAGGAACUUUCACUUCUCCAUCUAUGGCAAGAAGAACAAUGCCAAAGUAGCAGAUGAUAUCUCCACCCAGUAUCCUGUUGUGGAUCAUGAGUUUGAUGCCGUGGUGGUGGGAGCUGGAGGAGCAGGGCUUCGUGCUGCUUUUGGCCUGUCGGAGGCUGGCUUCAACACGGCCUGCGUCACCAAGCUCUUCCCCACCAGGUCUCAUACUGUCGCUGCUCAGGGGGGGAUCAACGCAGCUCUGGGUAAUAUGGAGGAAGAUGACUGGCGCUGGCAUUUCUACGACACAGUGAAGGGAUCCGAUUGGCUCGGAGACCAGGACGCCAUCCACUACAUGACAGAACAGGCACCUGCAGCCGUAGUGGAGCUGGAAAACUUCGGCAUGCCCUUCAGCCGCACCGAAGAAGGGAAGAUCUACCAGAGAGCCUUCGGUGGUCAGAGUCUCAAAUACGGAAAGGGGGGUCAGGCCCACCGCUGCUGCUGCGUGGCAGACAGAACGGGACACUCCCUGCUGCAUACGCUUUAUGGAAGGUCGCUCCGUUAUGACACCAGCUACUUCGUGGAGUACUUUGCCCUGGAUCUGCUGAUGGAAGACGGCGUGUGUAAAGGAGUAAUUGCUCUGUGCAUGGAAGACGGUUCCAUUCACCGCUUCAGAUCUCAGAACACCGUCAUCGCUACUGGGGGUUAUGGAAGAACAUAUUUCAGCUGCACAUCCGCCCACACCAGCACAGGAGACGGGAACGCCAUGGUUACCAGAGCCGGCCUGCCGUGUCAGGACAUGGAGUUUGUGCAGUUCCACCCCACUGGAAUCUAUGGAGCUGGUUGCCUGAUCACAGAGGGUUGCCGUGGUGAGGGAGGAAUCCUGAUCAACAGCGAGGGGGAGCGCUUCAUGGAGCGAUACGCACCCAACGCCAAAGAUCUGGCUUCCAGAGACGUGGUGUCCCGCUCCAUGACAAUAGAGAUCAGGGAGGGCAGAGGUGUAGGUCCAGACAAGGACCAUGUGUACCUGCAGCUCCACCACCUGCCUCCCCAGCAGCUGGCGACUAGGCUGCCUGGAAUCUCCGAGACGGCCAUGAUCUUCGCUGGCGUCGACGUUACUAAGGAGCCCAUCCCCGUCCUGCCCACAGUUCAUUACAAUAUGGGAGGCAUACCCACCAACUACAAGGGACAGGUGAUUGAUCACACCAAUGGCGAGGACAAGGUGGUUCCUGGUCUGUACGCCUGUGGUGAGGCGGCGUGUGCCAGCGUCCAUGGAGCCAACCGGCUGGGGGCCAACUCCCUGCUGGACCUGGUGGUGUUCGGGAGAGCCUGCGCUCUCACCAUCGCUGAGGAGCACAAGCCUGGCGAGAAGCUGUCUCCUCUAAAGCCCAGCGCCGGAGAAGAGUCUGUGGCUAACCUGGACAAGCUGAGGUUUGCUAAUGGAAGUCUGAGAACGUCUGAAAUCAGGCUCAACAUGCAGAAGGCUAUGCAGAACCAUGCUGCCGUGUUCCGUACCGGCUCUGUUCUGGAGGAGGGAUGUGGAAAGUUAGACGACAUCUAUCAGAGCAUGGAGAAGAUCAAGACCUUUGACAGAGGAAUUGUGUGGAACACUGAUUUGGUGGAAUCCCUGGAGCUGCAGAACCUCAUGCUGAACGCUGUCCAAACCAUCAACUCUGCUGAGCAAAGAAAGGAGAGCAGAGGAGCCCACGCCAGAGAGGACUUCAAAGAUCGCAUCGACGAGUACGACUACUCCAAGCCCCUGGAGGGUCAGCAGAAGAAGCCCUUCGAUGAGCACUGGAGGAAGCACACCAUGUCAUACGUAGACCCCAAGACCGGAAAGGUGACGCUGCGUUACCGCCCGGUUAUUGACCACUCUCUGAACGAACAGGAAUGUGCCCAUGUUCCUCCUGCCAUCCGCUCUUACUAAGAAGAUCUCACCCCAUCUCGUCCUAAACAGAAGGAUAAUUAACUGUUAUUUAAGAUG